Aethina tumida (small hive beetle) is the source of this 1952-nucleotide messenger RNA. Its product is annotated as UDP-glucosyltransferase 2-like. Lineage: Eukaryota; Metazoa; Arthropoda; Insecta; Coleoptera; Nitidulidae. The record is from RefSeq and is a predicted model, not a curated record. The transcript is spliced from 4 exons. Bases 247 to 1797 code for a protein of 516 amino acids. Gene Ontology annotation, molecular function: UDP-glycosyltransferase activity.
UGUACACAUAAAGAUUUUCAAUAAUUCAUCCAUUAAUUCUUCUAGAUGAAUCAUCAAUAUUACAAAAGAUUAAAUUUUUGUUUAUUCAUGGCUCUCUUUCAAAUUUCCCAGUUAUCACCCACAUUAGUAUGUAAACUACUUAACAAAUUAAAUAAUACUCUUAUCAGACAGAUAUCAGAUUAUAUAUAAUUAUAAGCUGUAGUUCACUUAUCAUCAUUUUAUUUUUGAAUAGAUCCCACAACAAAAAUGAUCUUCAAAUCAGUGUUCUGUGUCGUGACUGUUUUGCAACUAUGUGAAGGUGCCAAGAUCUUAGGUAUUAUCCCAACACCUUCGUACAGCCAUCAACUUGCGUUUCAACCAAUUUGGAGGGAAUUAUCUUUAAGAGGUCAUAAUGUUACUGUGAUAACUGCAAAUCCGUUGAACGACCCCAAACUGAUCAAUCUGACCGAAAUCAACAUCAGCACUGUUUAUGAUUGUAUAAAAAGAAAUAACGUUUGGGAUUUGGCGGCUAACAAAAACAUUCUGUUCUUAAUAAACUCCUUUAUAGAAUUAAUGCGUGACUGGUCGGAGGUGAUUUUAAGUCACCCUCAAGUACAACAACUUAUAAAGGACCCGAGUUUUAAUUUUGAUCUAGUUUUUUACGAAGCUUUAUCACCAGUUUCUUUGGCUUUUGCCUAUAAAUAUAAAUGUCCUGCAAUUGGGAUGGCGUCAAUGGAUGUUCCCUUUAUGUACCACCAGGCAAUGGGAAAUCCUACACAUCCUCUAGUGUCGCCGGAUUAUAAUCUUAAAAUAGAAGAUACUGAAAACAUGAGUUUCUUUGAUAGAUUUACAGCAGUGUUCUCAGACUUCGUCGGCAACGUAUUAGUAAGGGUAUUGUUCACUCCUGUUCUGAAUGAUGUACACAAAAAACAUUUCGGUGAAGAUUUUCCUGAUGUAUAUGACCUUUUUAAUUUGACGGACAUUAUUUUUACCACUACUAAUCCCAUUUUUAAUAAUAUACGACCUGUUAAUCCUAACACAUUCACCAUUGGAGGAGGACUGCAUAUCCAAAAACCGAAACCACUACCAAAUGAUUUAAAACAAUAUCUAGAUGGUGCAAACGAUGGCGUGAUAUACUUUAGCCUAGGGUCAAAUGUUAAAGGUAGCCUUUUGACCGAACAAAGCAAAACCGCAAUUAUGAACGUGUUUUCCCAACUACCACAAAAAGUAUUAAUGAAAUGCGACUGGGAAAACAUUACGAUACCACAAAAUGUUAAAGUGGAAAAAUGGCUUCCUCAACAAGACCUUUUAAGACAUCCAAAUAUAAAACUAUUUGUUACCCAAGGUGGUUUACAAUCCUUGCAGGAGGCUAUAACUAAUGGUGUCCCGAUUGUCGGAAUACCAUUUUUUGGUGAUCAAUACAGUAAUGUUUUUAGAAGUGUCAAAAAAGGAUUUGCUGUUAGACUUAACAAAGAUGACAUUACUGAAGAAUCUUUUAAAGGGGCUGUUUUAGAAGUCUUAAAUAAUCCAAAAUACAAAGAAACAGCGAUAAAAAUGGGGCAAAUCAUGUACGAUGAACCAAUGACAAGUUUGGAAAAAGUGAUAUGGUGGACCGAAUACGUUAUAAGGCACAAGGGAGCUCAACAUUUAAAAAGUAAUGCUCCACGUUUACCAUUUUAUCAGUAUUAUCUUUUAGAUGUUAUUGGAAUUGUUCUUUUAAGCUUCUUAGUUUUAAUUUAUGUACUGUAUAAGUUGUUUUGUGUAUUAAGGUUUUUGUGGCGCAGUGUAUUAAAAAUAUUUAAAACUAAACAAGAUUAAACAUAUUAAAAUGUUUUUUAAUUUAUUCUAAUAUUUUUUUCAUACCAAUUAUAAAUUAUUUAUUAUUUUUGUAACAGCUGAAUAUUUAUGUCAAAUCUUGAAUAUUUAUAUUUCUAAUUGUAAUGCAGUUUAAUAAACAAUAAUCAAUCAUCGAA